Messenger RNA from Malaya genurostris, 3247 nucleotides. RefSeq names its product serine-rich adhesin for platelets. Lineage: Eukaryota; Metazoa; Arthropoda; Insecta; Diptera; Culicidae. The record is from RefSeq and is a predicted model, not a curated record. The transcript has 4 exons. The coding region runs from base 279 to 2480 and encodes 733 amino acids.
CUUACAUUAUCGGUUCAUACAGAUACAGACCAAAUAAUUACCUGCCAUCAUUGGCGUCAAUAGACAAAUGGGCAUCGCACGUUUUUUAUCGGUUGAAUAGCUAUUGUCACAAACUUCGUGUGAAAAUCGCUUUCGUAUGUUGGUACGUACCGUGUUUUUUAAUAAGUGAGAUUUUUCCCGUGUUCAUUCGACCGCGCAAUUUGGUGCUCUGGUAGCCGAUACGUGAUUUGCAAACACAAUCGACUAUAUCGCCGAGAGGUUUGCAGAGAGAAACCGAAAUGGAGGAGAACGUUAUCAGCAUGUUUAUGGACGUGAAACUGGACAUCCGAGAGCGGAAGUUGGAGUUCUCCCAUCUUAAGUCUUGGACACGUUAUUUCGUUCGUGUGGAAGCCGUCAAAUGUUUCCCGUGCUAUAUAAAGAUUUCAUUCUUCAAAUCACACAAUGAAGACAGUACCGAUUUGAUUGUUCGGAUCAAUAUUCCGGGCUUGACUGUUCAGAUGGCAACUUCUCGCACUCGAGCGCACAUAUACGGCCUGUUUUGGAAGAACAAUCGAAAACGUUGCUGUGCAUAUUUUGCUCUUCCUUCCCAAUUACUGUGCGAGCGCCAUUUACGCUGGAUGAAAAAAUCGAUCCGCAACUUGGAGCUGUACCGACAAGAAAUUUUACAGUUGCGACGAGCAAGUCGAACGCCAAUGCAUGAAAUUAGACAGGAAAUUCAACCGGAUCCAGCCAAUAACGAUCUUGGCAUAUAUCAGAAUCUCGACAUUACACAGAAUAUGGCCGAUGUGCACGAUAUUCUUGGCCCGCUACCGAAUGUUCCCGAUCAGUUCAAUAACAUAUCCCGACGAAUCUCAAGCAUAUCUGGAAUUUACGAAGAAAUUUUCGACCCCACCAGGUCUUCCGCCGCUUUUGCAAGUGGUCCUCGCAUGUCGAUCGCUUCCGGUAUCUACGAAGAGAUGAAACUCACCGAUCGUGAAGAGCUGAUUGAAAAAAACAUCGAGAUAGUUGAUGCAAAAAGCGAUGAUAAUGCUCCGCCCUUACCUCCUAGACCAAGGUCUCACACAAACGAAUUUGAGUUACAACGAUCAUUUACCACUCCGGAGGUGGAUUUCAUGAAAAAGAAGAAACAUUGGCCAUUGUUUGAAUCAAUGUUCGGUAGACGUAGAACUAACAGUGGAUCGGCCAGUAUUCCUACAAGUGAAAUGAAGACUAACAAAAAGGGAUCUCCGUCCAGUAAAGUACCAUCAACGGGAAAUCCAAAAGUUAUCUACCGCGAAAAGAUCACACAACUUCGACUGAUGAAAAAUAAAAGAAACAGUUUUUCCAGUCCCGAUUUAAGUCUACUAAAAGUGGAGUGUGAAACCGGUAGCCGAGAACUAGCGACGGACAAUCUUUCCGAUGAAGGGUCAUGCAGCUCGGAAUUUUAUAUUAAAAAUGAGGUGGACUACAUCGAGGAGGAUUGUUUUGUAUCGUCAGAAUUUUUGAAUCGUUCAUCGAUAGAAGAAUCAAUGAGUAAUUUACUGAUAACAGGAAACAACGAUAAUACAGUCGAGGUAAAGGCAAUGAAUGUAUCGGAACAGAUCGUUGAAAAUUUCAACAGUUCAUGUAACACAUCAACAGUAAACCUUGUCGGGUUCAACUGUACAAUGGCACCAAAAGAAUACAUACCGUCUCCUCUAGUUGAAUCCGUACCGGUUGGUUACUGCGAAAUGGGAGCACCUGGUACUGGGUUCAACCGGCUUAAACUAAACGCUCUUGAACUGUCCAGUAACAUUGAAACCGGAGCCGAAAAAGUGAAUUCUAUUUAUAUGAACAUGAACAGCAAUGCGAUCAAAGCGGAGACGAGUCGAUCAAGUUCAACUAGUAGUGGAGUUAGCAGCAUUAACAGCAAUCGAAGCAGUAUUUGUAGUUCUGGUAAACCACGAAACUCAGUUGAUGAUAAAAUAUCCUCGUAUUACCCUAAUGAAGACUUUCGAUCUGCACAACGAAGCGAAAAAAGUCCCAUUUCUAGCAAAAGUCCACGAAAACGUGAAGAAAGCACUACGAAAUCUGACCAACGCAUUGAAGGCCAUUAUGUCACUAUGUCAUCGUCUAAAACCUCCCAUCGAAAGUGUACUCAAGUCAGAUCUUCCACAUCACGCUACAGUAAAUCACCCCAGAAAUCUCCCUGUACUAGAUUGAAACAAAAUGCCAAGAGUACCACCGUCGAUCAACCUGAUCCACCAAUCUCUGCAUUGACCGUGAGUGACAUCUCGCCUACGAAAAAUAGUGAAAAUAAUCCACCGGAAACGACACCGACGCGUUAUCAAAAAUAUGCCACUAUUGCACGAAGCCUUUCUCCGUCUUCUAGUAAAUAUCAGGAAAAAAACUCCAGUAAUAAGCGGUUCGGAUCUUUGCCUCGUUUCGGGAAAAUUGACCUCUCUCCUUUACGACUUAAAAUCAACAGCGUAUUGCAACGCCAUACUCUGGAAAAUCUGUGAGAGAAAACUAGGCUCCAUUGCCCACCGCGAUCGUCACAACAAAAACGGUUCUAAAAUAUUGCAAUAUUUUUAACUAUUAUUUAGGCAAACGUUGAGUGCUCAAUUCCCAAGCUUAGCUUUAUUAAAGUACAUGUCUCGAACUGAAAUGUUAUUUUUGUUUCAAACAUUUCCAGGCAGUGAUAAUUGAUAUUUCGUUCGGCAAAUGUUGUUAAAAAAUAUCCAUUGACGAAUCAUUACAACCACUUAAAAAUACUAUUAGAUUAGCUUAGCUUUCCGCCUUCAUCGUUGGUUUUCUAUUGGAAAUUGCAUCACUUUUAAUUAAUAAUAAAUAUAUAAAGUUAGAAUACGAUUGUAAGCUAAAUUAUUUCAUCUGCUAUUGAAUAUUGGGAUGCAACAGUUACUGUGAUCUGAGCAAAAAGGUACAACUACGAAACCAUCGAAGCAGAAUCUCAAUUAAGAACAGAGCCUUAUGCGUAACAUUAGAAAAAAAAAAUUGUUGUCGAAAAUCGGAGUUAUUUCGAGUUUUAGAUAGUAUUUAUGCAACAGGUUCGAUGUUCUGUUUGGACACAAUACUGAAUCAAAUAUACAUCGCAUAUCAAUUAGGUAUUAGCUUCUGCAUUAGUGAAUGAUGAAACAUUUAUUCUAGUUAAGAAACAUAUGCUGGCGCUUUUUAUUAUCUGUAAAUCUACUGAUGCUAUUGUGAUUAAACUAACAAUGUAAAACGUACAAAAAACUACACAGAAAUAAAAACAAAAUAUUCAAUACAA